Brassica rapa (field mustard) is the source of this 855-nucleotide messenger RNA. RefSeq names its product V-type proton ATPase subunit G1. Gene Ontology annotation, cellular component: vacuolar proton-transporting V-type ATPase, V1 domain; vacuolar proton-transporting V-type ATPase complex. The record is from RefSeq and is a predicted model, not a curated record. NCBI's taxonomy places the organism in Eukaryota, Viridiplantae, Streptophyta, Magnoliopsida, Brassicales, Brassicaceae. Gene Ontology annotation, biological process: proton transmembrane transport. Gene Ontology annotation, molecular function: ATP hydrolysis activity; proton-transporting ATPase activity, rotational mechanism.
CCACUAGUUGCCUGUCGGUAGACUAAUUAAACGUGUGUGAUCAGAUCCUUCUCCAAUUCCGAUUUGAUUUGAGUUUUUUUUUUGGUUUUGUAUCUAGCACCUCCUAGCCAAAGCCAAAGCCAAAGCCAAAGCGCAGAAGAACAUUCAUAGAGUAGUAGGAAAAUCGACAAGUGAUCCCAUCGGUUGUAUUUGACUUCUACAUGGAUUCGUUGAUCAUCCGUCCACAGGAUUAGAUCUUAGAUCUAUUUUGCUUCUCGUCGUUUGUGAUAAAAAAAAGAAGGAGAUGGAAUCGAGCAGAGGAGGAGGUGGAAUCCAGCAGUUGCUUGCUGCUGAACAAGAAGCUCAACACAUUGUCAAUGCUGCCAGGACCGCAAAGAUGGCUAGGCUGAAGCAAGCCAAGGAAGAGGCUGAGAAAGAGAUUGCCGAGUACAAGGCUAAAACUGAGCAAGACUUCCAGAGGAAACUUGAGGAGACAAGUGGAGACUCGGGUGCGAAUGUGAAGAGGCUGGAGCAAGAGACUGAUGCCAAAAUCGAGCAGCUCAAGAACGAAGCUUCCAGGAUUUCCAAUGAUGUUGUGGAUAUGCUCCUCAAACAUGUCACCACUGUCAAGAACUGAGACUUGAUUCGCUUUUGAACUGAGAUGGAUUUCAGUCAGACACUCAAAUCUCAUAUUAAAUUUGUUGCUACGAGUUAUUUAUUAUCUGCUCUCUUUUUCGUUCUUGUAAUAUCUCUUUGUUGUUGUAUUCAUAAUAAUGUCUUUGGGGGUUGUAAGAAAAUUGAGAACAAAAGACCUCGUUUAUUUUAUUUUGAAUUGUGUUAGUAAAAAAAAAAACAAAUCUCCAUUUUUGGGCUUUA